Messenger RNA from Sebastes umbrosus (honeycomb rockfish), 2871 nucleotides. RefSeq names its product sialoadhesin-like. The transcript has 10 exons. The coding region runs from base 72 to 1916 and encodes 614 amino acids. NCBI's taxonomy places the organism in Eukaryota, Metazoa, Chordata, Actinopteri, Perciformes, Sebastidae. The record is from RefSeq and is a predicted model, not a curated record.
ACAACAGUUGUAAUAAGGUCAUUAAAUUAUAGAAUCACCUUUCUGAUUAGAAGCUGAAGACGACAGCAGCCAUGUUGAUAUCAGGAGCUGGAUAUGUGUUUAUGGGUUUCAUCCUGUUCAUCUCAGGGGUUCAGGGACGAGCAAACAUCAUCUGUGCUUUAAAAGGUUCAUCAGUGGAUCUGCCCUGCUCAGCUCAACAUCCCACUUCAACCAGGAAAUGGUACACUGUACACUGGAUUGGCAACAACAAGUACACUCUGAAUGAGAUCUCUGCAGAUGGAAAUCGUGUAACAUACAACAUGUCUGCAGAGAGUAACUUCACUCUGACAAUCAAAGAUCUGACAGAGAGGGAUGGAAAUCUUUACUGCUGCAGAGAAACUGACAAACCAGAAAAAUGCUGGGAAAACAGAAUUCAGCUCCAUGUUGCAGACCUGCAGGUGAAGGUGAUUCCCACCACAGAGGGACAGACAGUAACACUGAUAUGUAGCACCAGCUGUCCUCUGACUGAAAACCCUGCAGUCUACAUCUGGUACAAGAACAGAGAGUUCCUCUAUCAGGACUGGUCUCCCUGGUACCAACAGCUGGUCAGCAGUGAGGAAGCAGUCACAUACUCCUGUGCUAUCAAAGGCUACGAGGACCUCAGAGCCCCUCAAGUCUCAGUGGAUUCUGUCUCAUCGACCUGCUUUAAAGUGACCUAUGCUAAAGGGAGGAUGUGUUCUUCUCAGCAGACAUCAGAGGAUGAGCCCUGCUCCAUCACAUAUCCAACAGAAGUACAUGUUCAAAUGAGUCCUGCAGCAAAACCAGACCAUGUCAGACUGACCUGUAACUCCAGCUGUCCUCCAACUGCCUUUAUAUGGUAUAAGAGCAGAUAUUUAGUGAGAGAGAAAGAGGUUAUAGUUCCCACCACUUCUGCUGAAAGUUUCUCCUGUGCUGUAAAAGGCCGUGAGGAUCUACACUCUGAUGAAGUCUGUGUUGAUAACAGCGACUGCUGGAGUGUGAAUUAUGUCAGCAGGAGAAUCUGUGCUCUGGAAGGUUCUUCAGUGAACAUUUCUAGUGAUUAUUCUGAGAACCAGCAGCCAAAAUAUAAAUUAUGGUAUAAAAUAAAGAGAAGUGGGAAAGAAAGAGUUGUAGAGCGAAUGAAGGCUGCAGGUCGUGUGACGUAUCAUGACAACAUGAAGAAUCACCACAUCCUGAGAAUCAAUAACCUGAAGAAGGAUGACUCAGCAAAAUACACACUCAGACUCCAGAGAGAUGAAGGAUGGAAACCUGGAGUGACUUUAGUUGUCACAGGUGUGAAAGUUCAGUUUAGUCCUUCUGCAGUGGUGACAGAGGACCAGAGAGUCACACUGACCUGCAGUACCAGCUGUCCUCUGACUGACAACACAAACUACAUCUGGUUCUUCAACAGUCGACCUCUGACCCUGACAGAGAACCAAAACAAACACCUGGUUCUAGACCCAGUCAGCAGUCAGCAUGCAGGAAAAUACUCCUGUGCUGUCAGAACCCACAACAACAGCAGCUCUCAUGAAGAGACUCUCACUGUCCAGAGUAUGAGGGGGAAAUGGACACCAGCAGCAGCUGCAGGAGUCUGUGCUGCUCUCCUGGUUAUAAUACCCCUCUCUGUCUUCUGCUGGAUCAGAAGAAAGAGGACUUCCAGACAAUCUCCUAGAACUGAAACAUCAGACAACUUGCAGCAGGUAAACUCUGGUCCUGUGUAUGACGACAUCUCAGCUCAACCAACAGAGCAGGAUGAUCUUCACUAUAGCAGAGUCCACUUCCGUCAGAACCAAUCAGAUCCUCUCUACAGCACAGUCCAGACACAUCCGCCUCAAGAACAAGAUCUCACCCCCUACGCUGUUGUCAACUUCAGACCCAACACAACCCCUGAGCAUGAUGGCCAGGCAGUGGAUCCCUAGAAUCUGUACAACACAGCAAAGAAAACCUUAAAGAGACUGAAUGUAACAACACACCUGCCUCUGUGAUGAACAGAACUUGUAUAUUAUUCAGUUCAUUGAUGAUCUUAUCUACAGUAGCUUACUGUGAGUCAGCAGGCAGACAUCCAGCAUCUUAUGGACACCUCAGGAGCACACUUGAGAGCGCUGAUGGACACCCACUGCCUGUUGUAGCAAGAGAAACCAGAACCUUUUAGUUACUCUGAUUAACCCAUGGUCCAGUCUGUUGAACCCAGCAGACUUUCACUGUGUCAAAAUACAAGGAUUGGACACCAUACUUUCCAAUAUGCAGAAUCAACCCUAAGACAAAUAACCUAAUAUUUUUAUAAAACUUAGUUAAAAUUCAUCAAAGUUAAAACAAAAAGCCCUGCAGGGCUAUUCAUCAUCUUGCACAAUAAUGUCAACUGUAUCAUAAAACAUCUUCCUGAGGGAUCUUUUAAUAUAUAUUAGGACAUUGUCAGUGCAGUUCUAUAACGUUAGAGGACAAAGCAUUCAAACAAGACAAUAUCUAGAUAAUAUCUUGAAAAUAAAUUGGCGUUAGCUCUGAAGAGAAACACCUUUCUGACAAAGUUAAGACAAAAACUGGUUCUCAAAAAUAUGUGCUGAUUUAGGUGUUAAUAAUAUUAAUAAACGUUAGUUAUUUAUAAAUUGAGAAAUGUGCAGAUUCACUAACUUACAGUCGUAGUUAUUACAGGAUGGAAGUACAAUGUUCCAGUUACUGUGUCCAACUACAGCUGUGUUUCUUAGCAGCUAAAGCAGUUCAUGGUUGGUUUCUAAAUUGAGAAUUGUGCAGAUUCACUAGCUGACAGUAGUAGCAUUAAUUAUUACAGGAUGGAAUGUUUAUUCCUUUUAUUCGUGUUGUUUUGUUUUCAAGAGCAGCUAGCUAAUGCUUUUCGUCCUUCUUCUAUACAGUGUAGAG